AUGGCAGAAUUUGGCCAAGCACACCGACCGCCACGCGAGUAUGUCGAGAACGAAGGCUAUGUAGGGUCCCGCAAUGCGAUGCCAGGAUCGGCACACGACAGUCUGGGCAAUCCACUCGAAGCACAAGAGGAUGAUGCAGAGAACGACGAAGACUACGACGAUCUAUUCGAGCCUUCAGACGACGAGGGUCUCGCCGCUGGCAACCCCGCCGACUACACCAAAGCCUACAACCGACAGCGGAAACUGAACGACAACAGCAUCCCGGAGGCACAGAAGCCCAAAGCGAACCCGCAGCUCAACACACGCGCCGAGAUCGACGACCAAGUCAAAGCACUCAGCAAGCACACCGCCAAGUUAAAGUUGGGCCAGAUCGAGGGCGGCGUCACCAAACACCAUGCAGGUGCUGAGAAGAGCGAUCGGGCGACGAGUGAGCAGGUGCUGGACCCGAGGACACGGAUGAUCCUGCUGCAGAUGCUCAACAGGAACAUCAUCUCUGAGCUGAAUGGUGUGUUGUCGACAGGCAAAGAGGCGAACGUGUACCACGCAGCCAGCACACCCCAGGAAGAGACAGGCACAGACGCACCCGCAGUGACGCUCAACAGAGCUGUCAAGGUAUACAAGACGAGCAUCUUGGUCUUCAAGGACAGAGACAAGUAUGUCACUGGCGAGUUCCGCUUCCGACAAGGCUACAACAAGAGCUCGAACAGAGCCAUGGUCAAGGUCUGGGCAGAGAAGGAGUUCCGCAACCUCAGGCGCAUAUAUCAAGCCGGCAUUCCAUGUCCAGAGCCAGUAUACCUCAAGGCACACGUCCUCGUCAUGGGCUUCAUCGGCAGCUCCAAGGGCGUGCCAGCACCACGACUUCGAGACGUCGAGUUCGCAGCAGAAGAGGCCGAAUCAAGGUGGCGAGAUGUCUACGUGGAACUGCUUUGCUACAUGAGGAAACUCUACCAAAUCUGCCGCUUGGUGCACGCAGAUCUGUCGGAGUACAAUCUGCUUUACCACAAGAGCAAACUGUACGUCAUCGAUGUAUCACAAUCAGUCGAGCACGAUCAUCCUCGAUCUCUCGAGUUCCUGCGCAUGGACAUCAAGAACGCUUCGGACUUCUUCCGGCGGAAGGGUGUGGAUAUCCUUAGCGAGCGGACAGUCUUCAAGUACAUCUUGGCAUCAGGAGGUAGCACAGAAGAAUCUGGUAUGCGGGCUGACUUGGACAAGCUUUUUGAGAAGAAAGCACAAGGCGAUGAGGAGGAAGGCGACGAGGUCGACGACGAAGUCUUCCGUCAGCAAUAUAUCCCCCAAACUUUGCAGCAAGUGUACGACAUUGAGCGUGACGGCGAACAGAUCCAGUCCGGCUCCGGUGGCAACCUAGUCUACGAGCAGCUUUUGGCCAACGGCGAGCAGAAGGACCAAAAAGCAAACGGUGAAGAUGCAGACAGCGAGUCAUCAGAGGACGAUGAAGACAGUGACGACGACGAAGAAGAUGAUGCCUUUAAAGAGAAGGCUCCUCGAGGGAAGCGCUUCGAGGACAAGGAUGUCAAGAAAGCUCACAAGCAAGCCGUGAAAGAAGAGAAGCGGGAGCGGAGGAAGGAGAAGAUGCCGAAACAUCUCAAGAAGAAGCUUAUAAGCGGCUCUUCGCGAGGGAAGAAGUGA
This is a messenger RNA of Fulvia fulva, 1647 nucleotides long. RefSeq names its product Serine/threonine-protein kinase RIO1. The record is from RefSeq and is a predicted model, not a curated record. The coding region runs from base 1 to 1647 and encodes 548 amino acids. Gene Ontology annotation, biological process: maturation of SSU-rRNA. NCBI's taxonomy places the organism in Eukaryota, Fungi, Ascomycota, Dothideomycetes, Mycosphaerellales, Mycosphaerellaceae. The transcript has a single exon. Gene Ontology annotation, cellular component: preribosome, small subunit precursor; cytosol. Gene Ontology annotation, molecular function: ATP binding; protein serine/threonine kinase activity.